This is a messenger RNA of Pocillopora damicornis (cauliflower coral), 537 nucleotides long. Its product is annotated as chitin deacetylase 7. Lineage: Eukaryota; Metazoa; Cnidaria; Anthozoa; Scleractinia; Pocilloporidae. The record is from RefSeq and is a predicted model, not a curated record. Gene Ontology annotation, biological process: carbohydrate metabolic process. Gene Ontology annotation, molecular function: hydrolase activity, acting on carbon-nitrogen (but not peptide) bonds.
CCCUUCUUGCAGCUCGGGGGCAACACAAUGUAUCAAGUUCUGCAUGAUAACAAGUUCCUGUAUGACUCGUCCAUGCCAACCCAGAAGUUUACGGAUCCGCCGAUGUGGCCCUACACGCUGGAUUAUCGAUCGACACAAGAAUGCGUUAUUCCGCCAUGUCCUACAGAUUCAUUCCCUGGUCUUUGGGAGGUUCCUAUGAUCGACUACACCGAUUCACGAGGAAAUCCAUGCAAUAUGAUUGACGAAUGCUACCCACCAGCCAAUGAAACGGAAGCAUAUGAUCUAUUGUCGACGAAUUUUGAGCGACAUUACACCACGAACAGAGCACCAUUCCCAAUGUUUCUGCACGCUGGAUGGUUUGCGAGAUAUCCAUACACUUUAACUGCGAUGGAAAAAUUCCUCCAGGACAUACUGUCCAUGAGCGACGUAUGGAUAGUCACGGUUUCCCAAGCCAUUGAGUGGAUCAAGUUUCCAACACCACUAGAAAAUAUUGAGGACUUUGUUCCCUGGAAAUGUGAUUCCCAACCCCCACCCGAC